AUGUCACCUAAUGUACCUAAACUACUAUCUAGUAGAGACAAUUUUAAUAAUUUUUAUUCUGAAUUUGAUCUAAAAGAAAAAAUUGGCGAAGGCUCGUUUUCUGAUGUAUGGUUAUGUGUGCAACGAAACAACGGACGAGAAUAUGCGGCGAAAGUAUUGAAAAAAGAUUAUGGACAUACAGUCGACGCUGAUAAAUGGAACGCUAUAUCCGAAGUUAAUGUAUCAAACUCAGUGGGAAAACAUCCGUUCUUACUUAUGCUAAAAAACGCAUACCACGAUAAAGAAAAAGGAAAAAUUAUUUUAGUAACAGAAUUAAUGAAAAAAUCACUAUACGAUAUUAUAGAAAACGGAGAAUGUCCACUAUCAGAAUAUAGAAUUAAAACUUAUAUGUAUCAAAUGUUGGAAGGUUUAAGGUAUUUGCACGAGAAUGGAUUUAUCCAUAGGGAUAUCAAGCCAGAAAAUAUUUUGCUCACGUCGCGGGACAAGAUAUUAAAGAUUGGUGAUUUUGGGACCACAUGUCAAGCUAUUUAUGGCCAUCAGUACAAACAUUACGUGGCAACUAGAUGGUACCGCUCACCUGAAUGCUUGUUAACAAAAGGUUUUUACAAUUCAAAGAUGGAUAUUUGGGCUACGGGAUGUGUACUUUAUGAAAUCGCUACCGGUCAUCCGUUGUUUGAUGGUCGAGACGAAAAUGACCAAAUUGAAAAGAUUGACCGAGUAUUAGGCUCUCCCGACCAAAGAUUAAUAAAUAAAUUUAAAAAAUAUAAAUCUGAUGUGUUCGUUGCACGAUACGAAACUAAUAAACGAAAUGUCAGAACCGCUGGAGUUGGACUGCAUUCAGUGUACCAACCAUACCGCCCGGCAUACGAUUUAAUCAUAGACAUGAUAGUUUAUGAUGCAUCCAGGAGGUAUUCGGCAAAUCGAUUAUUACGAAAAUCAUACUUUUAUGAGAUGAAUAAUACGGCGUUUGAAUAUAAAAUGAGAGAGUUUGAAAAAUUGCUGAGAAAUAAAUCAAUAGUUAACUUAUCCAACGUAGAUGAAAAAUCGAACACAACAAUAGAUUCGAUAAUUAAAAAGCAAGGUCCUGAUGGAGAUCGUAAACAAAAUGUGCAGACACAUUCAGUAAAUGCUGAAAAAUUUGAAAAAUUAUCUGCAGACAUAAUUCAGCAAAAUGAUCAACCUAAAUUGGAUAAAAGGAAAACGAAUUCAAAUAAAAUAUUAUGUUCAAAGACCAAUAUAAAAAAAUCUAUAAUCAUUCCAGAACCUGAAAAUAUACUCCAUGGAAAUCGAAAACAAAAUACACGUAAUAUAAUAUCAAAGGACAAUACAAAAGAUAUUUCUCCAUCAAAACAAAUAUACACGGAAUCAGUAUCGACGUUAAACAAGGGCUCAGUAAUAAAAAAUAUUAGAAAUAAAUUUGUUAACCGUCAGCCGUUCAAAUGA
Messenger RNA from Metopolophium dirhodum (rose-grain aphid), 1443 nucleotides. Its product is annotated as MAPK/MAK/MRK overlapping kinase-like. Gene Ontology annotation, molecular function: protein serine/threonine kinase activity; ATP binding. Gene Ontology annotation, biological process: protein phosphorylation; intracellular signal transduction. The transcript has 3 exons. Gene Ontology annotation, cellular component: nucleus; cytoplasm. The record is from RefSeq and is a predicted model, not a curated record. The coding region runs from base 1 to 1443 and encodes 480 amino acids. Lineage: Eukaryota; Metazoa; Arthropoda; Insecta; Hemiptera; Aphididae.